Messenger RNA from Fusarium odoratissimum NRRL 54006, 1224 nucleotides. RefSeq lists its product as uncharacterized. Bases 1 to 1224 code for a protein of 407 amino acids. NCBI's taxonomy places the organism in Eukaryota, Fungi, Ascomycota, Sordariomycetes, Hypocreales, Nectriaceae. The record is from RefSeq and is a predicted model, not a curated record. Gene Ontology annotation, cellular component: cytosol. Gene Ontology annotation, biological process: mRNA splice site recognition. Gene Ontology annotation, molecular function: mRNA binding. The transcript is spliced from 4 exons.
AUGGAUUUCGCCGGUGUCCCCCCCAACAACGCAGCUCCUGCUGGCCCAAUGUCUUUUCCCAACGGUACUCCUCCUGCUCCUGACAUGGGCUCUGCCCCUCCUCCCGGUUCUGGUCCUGAUUCUCCCAAGACCACUCUUUGGAUGGGAGAGCUCGAGCCUUGGAUGGAUGAGAACUUCAUCAAGGGUGUCUUUAUGUCUGCGGCCCAUGAAACUGUCAAUGUUAAGGUCAUCCGCGACAAGAACUCUGGUAAUGCUGGGUACUGCUUUGUUGAAUUCCAGUCCCCUGAAGCCGCUACCAACGCCCUCGGCAUGAACGGAAAGCCAGUUCCUAACAGCCAGCGCUCCUUCAAGCUUAACUGGGCUUCUGGUGGUGGUCUCGUUGACCGACGGGAUGAUCGUGGCCCCGAGUACAGCAUUUUCGUUGGCGACCUUGGCCCCGAGGUCAACGAGUACGUCCUGGUUUCUCUCUUCCAGGCUCGAUUCCCUUCUUGCAAGUCUGCCAAGAUCAUGACCGACGCCAUGUCUGGCCAGAGCCGUGGCUAUGGUUUCGUUCGCUUCUCCGACGAGAACGACCAGCAGCGUGCUCUUGUUGAGAUGCAGGGUGUCUACUGCGGCAACCGACCCAUGCGUAUCUCUACUGCUACCCCCAAGAACCGUGGUAACCACGGCUUUGGUGGUCAAGGACACCACAACGGCGGUCCCAUGAUGGGCGGUAUGCCUCAGCAGCAGAUGUGGAAUGGAGGUGGCAUGCAGGGCUUCGGCUAUGGUGGUUUUAACCCUGCCACUCAGAUGAACCAGUUCACUGACCCCAACAACACCACCGUCUUUGUUGGUGGCCUUUCUGGCUACGUCACCGAGGACGAGCUCCGAUCCUUCUUCCAGGGCUUCGGUGAGAUCACCUAUGUCAAGAUCCCUCCUGGCAAGGGCUGCGGCUUCGUUCAGUUCGUCCACCGCCACGCUGCCGAGAUGGCCAUCAACCAGAUGCAGGGCUACCCCAUUGGUAACUCUCGCGUGCGCCUCAGCUGGGGACGUUCUCAAAACAACUCUGGCGUUGGCACUCCCUACCGCCCCGCCCCUCCUCCCCCUCACUACAUGGGCAUGCCCAGCCACGGCGGACCUGGCAACUAUGGCCCUCAGCACUUUGGCGGCCCUGCUCCCGGUCCCCAAGGCCCUCCUGGCCCUCCUGGACCCCCCGGACCUGGCGGUCCUCCUCAGGAGUUCUAA